AUGAAUUCCGACUCGUCGACAUCCGGUUCAUACCAGGGCCGUCCAGCAGACCUGGAUGAGUCAAAUUUCAUACGACGCAAUCGGACACUGCACUGGGCUCGUCUAGGCUUGUCCUUUGUCAUCUUAAUCGCCUCUGUGGCUAUCAUUGCCUGCGAAGCUGUACCGCUACGCCAUUACAAGGUCACAGCCGCAUGGGCUGAUGCCGGUCUUGCCUUGUGGCCACUGAACUUGGAUACUCGGCCCACGAAAGCCGCAUUAGCCUGCGGUUGUGUGAUCGCGGUUCUGAACCUGGCCUACAUCGCUACCGCACUUCUCCCAUCCCCCCAUUCGCGAAUCAAAACGCUUAAUACAUUUUCCUCCGCCUCGGCAGUUGCAGGGUUUAUCACUGCCCUAACCGGGGUUCUGUUCACGCUCUACCCUCCUUCAUCGACGUACCCGGUCGGCUUCAGCGAAAACGAAACGCUGCAUUCCUGGACCUGUAAAUGGGGGUCAUCUCACAACGACAUUGCGACCCCUAUUCAUUUCGCUCGGGACUGUGCCGAGAUGCGGACCGGUUUCGUCCUUCUCGGCGUUCUGGUCGGGUUGGAAUUUAUCAUGGGCCUCGUGGCAACUGUUGGAUCCUGGAUGCAGCGCGGUGUGGCCCGCCAGCGCGCAGAUGAGCAGCAUCAGCUGGAGAAGUUGGAGUUUUCCACAAAGCAGUGA
This is a messenger RNA of Penicillium lagena, 702 nucleotides long. RefSeq lists its product as uncharacterized. Lineage: Eukaryota; Fungi; Ascomycota; Eurotiomycetes; Eurotiales; Aspergillaceae. The transcript has 2 exons. Bases 1 to 702 code for a protein of 233 amino acids. The record is from RefSeq and is a predicted model, not a curated record.